This is a messenger RNA of Penicillium digitatum Pd1, 1227 nucleotides long. Its product is annotated as glycoside hydrolase family 16 protein. The record is from RefSeq and is a predicted model, not a curated record. Gene Ontology annotation, molecular function: hydrolase activity, hydrolyzing O-glycosyl compounds; glycosyltransferase activity. Gene Ontology annotation, cellular component: fungal-type cell wall. Gene Ontology annotation, biological process: carbohydrate metabolic process; fungal-type cell wall organization. Lineage: Eukaryota; Fungi; Ascomycota; Eurotiomycetes; Eurotiales; Aspergillaceae.
AUGGGUUUCAAGUCUUACUACCAAUGGGUUACUCUUGCUCUGGCAGCGACUGCUGCUGCGCAGACAAGCACCAGCUGCAAUCCUACGAAGCAGAUUUGCCCAGCAGACACCGGUCUGGACAAGUACCGUCUGAGCACCGACUUUACCUCCGGAUCACUCAGUCGCUGGAAAACCAUCGCCGGCACCGUAACUACUACCGACCUCGGCACCAAGUUCACCGUUUCCAGGCAGGGUGACGCCCCGACAAUCGAAAGUGAAUUCUACAUCUUUUUUGGUCAUGUCGACGUCAAGAUGAGAGCCGCGAACGGCACAGGCAUUAUCAGCACCUGGGUCCUAGAAUCAGACGACCUUGAUGAGAUCGACUGGGAACAAGUCAGUACCUACAGCACGGAAAUCCAAACCGACUACUUCGGCAAAGGCAACACAACCACCUACGACCGCGGCACAACCGUGAUCGUCUCAGCCCCAGAAGAAACAUUCCACACCUACUCAGUGGACUGGACAUCCGAACGCAUCGAGUGGCUCGUUGAUGGCCAAGUCGUGCGCACACUCGAAUACGCCGACGCUGUCGACGGCAAAAACUACCCCCAAACCCCCAUGCGUAUCCGCAUCGGCAUCUGGGCCGGCGGCGACCCAAGCAACGCCGUGGGCACGAUCGAGUGGGCUGGCGGCGAGACUGAUUACACCAAAGGUCCUUUCUCCAUGUACGUUGAGUCGGUCGAUAUCAUCAACUACAACCCGGCUUCGACGUACAGGUAUACCGAUCUGACUGGCGACUACACGAGUAUCAAGGCUACUAACGCUACGACCUUGACUGACUUGAGCCCGUUGAACUCGAGUUCUAGUGUUGCUUCGAGCAAGACUUCUGAGUCAAGCAAGACUUCUGAAUCAAGCAAGACUUCUGAAUCAAGCAAGACUUCUGAAUCAAGCAAGACUUCUGAAUCAAGCAAGACUUCUGAAUCAAGCAAGACUUCUGAAUCAAGCAAGACUUCUGCGUCGGCUAAGGCGACUGUAUCGGCUAGUGCUUCUGUAUCGGCUAAUACUUCUGCAUCAACUAAUCCUCCUGCAUCGGCCAAGGCUAGCUCAUCUUUGGAUGUUUCUUCAUCGGCUUCGGCUUCGGCCGCUGCUUCUUCUGUGAGCUUUGUCUCUGCUGCGCCAGCUUCUUACUAUACUUCUAUAAUUGCCAUGGCCCUGGGAUCUCUUUUUGCUGGGUUGAUUCAAUUCUAG